This is a messenger RNA of Drosophila elegans, 3319 nucleotides long. RefSeq names its product UNC93-like protein. The coding region runs from base 536 to 2812 and encodes 758 amino acids. Gene Ontology annotation, cellular component: striated muscle dense body; plasma membrane. The transcript is spliced from 5 exons. The record is from RefSeq and is a predicted model, not a curated record. NCBI's taxonomy places the organism in Eukaryota, Metazoa, Arthropoda, Insecta, Diptera, Drosophilidae. Gene Ontology annotation, molecular function: potassium channel regulator activity. Gene Ontology annotation, biological process: regulation of muscle contraction; regulation of potassium ion transport.
CGGACUCAGAAUCGCCAGACCGUAAUCCCUGCCAGCUUUUCAGUGUGUUUCUGGAGCAGUUCGCGAGCGGCGGUGUUUUAGUGCUGUGUGCGUUGUUGAGUGGCUUAAAGUGCUGGCUUGUUUAGAGGUUUAAAAACAAUUUUCGACCCGAGAGAUGUGCUUUUAGUUUAGAGGUCUCCGAAAACUUAAAAGCAUUCCGCUGCAUCGAAACUUUAAUUGCAUUGCUCCAUAUACAUAUGUAUAUAUUUUUGCGCGACACGCGGGGGGCGUGGUAUGUCGACGGCGGACAAUGAACUCGCCCACGCCGAAAGGACAAUAACUUGAGACUGGAUUGGACUGGAAUCCCGGCCAGCAGAUAGCAACAGAAGGAGGACCAGAAGGAGCAGGGCAGCAGCAGCAUGAGUUCGCCUUUUUGGAGCGAUAGCGAUGCCAGUGUCGGAAUCGCAGCGGCCCCAGCAGCAGAAUCAACAUAACUCCACUGUCCCUGCCCCUGAUAAGUUUUGAUAAGUUGGCCAGUUGGCAAUAACCGGACGAAAUGGGCAGUCUGCCGAAUCUUCACGAGCUGGAGGAGGCGGAGCGCAAGCGGGAGAAGCGGCGCGAGUACGAACUUUUGCUGGAGCAGCGUGCCCGGGACACAAGUCGCGAGCGGGAGCGACUGUCCGCCUUUGCCCAGCAGCGUAAGCAAUCCUCGUAUAAUGCCUACAUAAUGGCCGGUCUGGGGAUUGGCGGAGGAUCCUUGAGCCCUAAUGCCGCCGGAGGAACAGGAACUGGGACAGCCGGAACCGUCGGAACCACCGGAAACGGCGAGCUGCCCAGUGGCAAUGGAACGAAUGCCGGCAAAUCGCAGAACCAGGCGCUGGGCACAGGAUCUGGUUUGGCCACCACUUCGGGUGCUCCAGUGGCCACCACCACCGGUGGCUUCGCGUUGCUGGGGAUGGGGAUGAGCAAGAAGUAUGCACCACAACAACAGCAUUCGCACCACCAUCAGCAUCAGCACCAUCAGCACCACCAGCACCGCCAUUCGCUGACCACCAGGCAUCGAGUGCUCCGGACCCGCAGCUCUGGCGGAGCUCAGAACGUCUGGGAUGAGCAGAUGAUGGAGCAGCACUUGACCACAUACUCGCCGUCGCCCAUUUCGACCCGCUCGCAUCGGAUCAAUCCCGUGUCCUCGUACCAGGUGCAGGCCGCUCUGGCGGCCUCGCGUCGUCGGGAGUCCAUAAACAGCUCCAUUGGGGCCACCUCCAUCCGGCGGCUGAUAACGCUGAACAACCGGAACUGCCGGCACAAGGUGCCCGCGCAUGUGCGCCAGAGGGUGUGGCGCCAGUUCAGCUGCCUGAGUCUGGCCCACGGCCUGAUGAACUGCGUCCUGCUGCCGGUGAUGGCGCUGCAGGGCUCGAAUGCGGUGUGGCACCAUCGGGAGCAGUGGCUGCCCCUCGGGCCGGAGAUCGGGUCGUUGCUGCUGAGUGCCCUUUUCCUGGUGGCCGCCGGCAUGAGCCUGCCCAGCAUUCGGCUGAUGAAACGCUAUGGCUAUGGAUAUCUGAUGGUGGCCAACUACCUGGCAGUGGUGCUCUUCCUCCUGUCCCAUCUGUACGCCUCCAUUUACACCCUGCUGCCGGCCUACUUGCUGCUCGGCGUGACCUUGGGCGGAUCGGCUGGCUCCAAGGCGACCCUGAUUGUCCACUUUGGCGGUCGGCUAAGCUGCUCCUGCGAGUCCCAGUCGCAGUCCCAGUCGCAGGCAGUGGACGUGCUGCAGGAGGAGCACAAGAUGUUCUGCAAUCGGGACCAGAAGGUGCGACGCCUGGCCAGGUGGUUCCGGGUGGCCCAGGAUCUGGGACUGAUUGGCGGAGCCCUGCUGGCCUCCAUUUUGCUGGCCUGCAGCGAUGGCGACUUCACGGGCGAUUGCUCGGGACUGGUUUACUAUGGCAACGAAAGCUGGCCGCCGCAACUGAGGGACUUCUACAACCGGAACGAGCAUGGUGACCGGAUCUGCGGGGCGGACAUGUGUCCCUUGCGGGUGCAGUCGCUCCUGGCCGCAGGCUGGGCCAAUGGCAGCUCCAUACCCAGCUCGGUCUAUGCGGGCUUCAUCGAAAGUGAGCCCCGCGUGGCUGGGCAAUCCCUGCUCUGGCUCUAUGUCCUCUUCGCGCUGGCAUCCCUGAUCCUGUCCCUGACCAUAAUAGUGGACAAGGUCCAGGCGACGGCUUCGUCAGCGCGUCCGGAACGCUCGAGGGACGUGAGCAUCACGGACACCCUGCUCUUCGCCGGUCCACUGGCCUACUUUGUGGGCACGGAGCAGGCCUACAUGUUGGGCGACUUCCUGCGGGCCUUCGUGACCUGCUCCUUGGGCAUUGGCAUGAUUGCCGGCGCUCUGAUUGGCAUGGGUCUGAUGCAGCUCAUCGUAUCCUGCACGCUGAGCAUGCUUCUCCGGCAUGUGAAAAGGAUCGUCGUUAUCUUGGCCGGUUUCUUCUUCCACUCCUGCUUGCUGUUGGCCCUGUCCAGCUGGAAGCCAUCGAGUGACGACAGUGCCCUGUUCUACGUGAUCGCCGCUUCGUGGGGCGCUUGCAACGGGAUGUGGGAGACGCUCCUGCUCUCGCUGGUCACCCUCAACCAUGCCGCCCAUGUGCCCGAGGUGCAGGCUCCGCUGCAGGCCCUCCGGUUCCUCGGCCUGGGACUUACCUUCGCCGGACACGGCUUCCUCUGCGAGUCGCUGAAGAUCAUUGCCCUGGUGGUGCUCCUGGUGAUCAGCGUGCCCCCGUAUGCCACCCUGGAGAUCCGACUGGAGGCACAGCGCAAGGCAACGCUCGUCAGCUUAUGACGCAGCAUCUUCAGCUAGUCCCGACGAAUGCGACGGGAUAUCGUGGCCCGGACGCACACCAUGUGACAUGUUCCGGAUACGGACACCGAUACGGGUGUGGGUGCUGGUACUGGUACUGGUACCGGUACUGGAACGGACACGGACACGGAACCGAAUCCGCGGCCAGAUCUCCUCCAAUCGCAAGCCGUCAGUAUUGAACGAGAGACACAAGUCAAUCGACGACGCAAGCUACACUUCAGUAUUUCCAAGUUCUGCGGUCAGAAGUCGAGGGCUAUGGGUUAUAGGGAUACGGCUUAGGCUAACUUUCAGUUAAGCUCCUGUUAAGGGAAACUUAACUUAAAGCUAUGUAUGGUGGGAACAUAGAGAUCUAGAAACUUUGGGGUACGGUGAGGUACAGCUAACCUCCAGUUAUGCAUGUGAAGAGCCAAAGGAAUUUAGGAACUCUUGCCCAGAAUGCCAAUCCUAUAACCCUUGAAAAUCCCAUUGCCUCCCGACUUCCGAUCUGCU